Messenger RNA from Penicillium soppii, 1767 nucleotides. RefSeq names its product WASP family protein. The transcript is spliced from 2 exons. Lineage: Eukaryota; Fungi; Ascomycota; Eurotiomycetes; Eurotiales; Aspergillaceae. The record is from RefSeq and is a predicted model, not a curated record. The coding region runs from base 1 to 1767 and encodes 588 amino acids.
AUGCCCUCAAUCCUCAGCGAUGCCGACAAGGAAACUGUCAAGCGCCACGUCCCCAAGCCCGCUAACAAGAUCCUUGCCGUGGGUGUCGCGCGACUUUACGUUGCCUAUCCCGAUGUGCAGAAAUGGACGUAUACCGGAGUCCAAGGAGCUGCAGUCCUUUGCAAUGACCUCGUAGGCCGGACUUUCUGGCUCAAAAUGGUUGAUGUCUCGCCUGCUGGCAGAGGCGUGAUCUGGGACCAGGAAAUCUAUGACAACUUUGCUUACAAUCAGGACCGAACUUUCUUCCAUACUUUCGAGCUCGAAGACUGCCCUGCCGGCCUGUCCUUUGUUGAUGAGAAGGAGGCCAAGACCUUCAUCAAGAAGAUGCAGGAGCGCGAGAAACAUGCAAGCAAAGAGACCAGCAAGACUCCUUUCGCAUCUACUCGAGGUCAGGGUCCUGCGCCUGUCAGCAAUGGAAAAAUAGGUCGAUCUUUGUUCGGUAGCUUGUUGCACCGUUCGAGCCCAGCCCCAAGUUCGCCAGCGCCAGCGCCAGCGCCGUCGAUACAGGUUGCGCCGCCACCCCCGAUACUAUCUCCAAUUGCACCGCCAUCUAAACCGGACCUGCCAUUCGAUACCAGUGAUCCGUCUUGGAAGGGGCUGCUGGAUGAGCUGAAGGGCAUGGGAAUCACCGAAGACCAAAUCGCCGAGAACUCCGAAUUUAUCAAAGCUUAUAUUGACCAGAAACAGGCGGCAGCCGCCGAGGCUGCUCCUGUUGAAGAUUUGAAUAAGCCAAAGGCUGCUCCUCCUCCUCCGCCACCGCCUGCCCCCAAGGUGAACUCAAUCAGCCCCCAGGACACAGGAUCAAGCACGGCAAGCCGACGAGGCCCUCCACCGCCGCCCCCGUCACGGAAAACGCGCUCCGAAGCACCAGAAGAACCGGUAUCAACUCCUCCCCGUGAACCAUCUCCGCCUGCCCGAAGAUUCAAUGCGCCGCCUCCGCUUGCAGAUGCCGGCAAAUUCGCCGAACCUGCUGGCCCUGUGCCCCCGCGACGCCCGCGUGCAGUUUCCAAUGUCAAUGCCGGGCCUCCGCCGCCGCCUCGACCACCCAAGACACCUAUGGAAGACAGUCAGCCCAAUUCAUCCCGCUUCGGGGUACCACCGCCUUUCUCUGGUGAUCGCAAGGUGUCUGCGCCGCCGGCACCCCCAAGCCGCAGCCCUGUGCCUGGUGGGCCUCCGCCUCCGCCGCCUCGCACAGCAAGCCCGGCAGCACCACCUCAACUGCCCCCUAAGCUCCCCCCUAUGAAUUCUUCAAACGGACCUCCUCCUCCCCCUGCCAGGAACCCGCUCCCUCCACCACCUCCGCCUCCCCCAGUGCCCUCGGCUCGGCCCGUACCAGCUGCACCCUAUACCCCUCCAGCUGCUCCUCCACCACCUCCGCGGGGGACGAUCUCACCUCCCCCUGUUCCACCCACAUCUUCGCCCAGUCUUCCCCCACUACCGCCGCCUCCACCGCCUGGUGCCUCAGCACAAAGUGGCCUUCCGCCACCGCCGCCUCCUCCGGGCCGUGGCCCAUCAAUGCCACCCCCUCCUCCGGCGCCCGGUGCGAGGGCACCAGGAGGACCACCCCCGCCUCCUCCUCCACCUGGUGCAGGGGCGAGUGGCGCCCCUCCCCCCUCCUCCCCCGCCUGGUGGUGCUGCGCCUCCCUUGCCCAAGCCCACUGGUGGACACGACAGCCUUCUGGCAUCCAUUCGAGCCUCCGGUGGUCAUGGAGGCGGUGGACUUCGUAA